UAAAGAAUUAUAUUCUCACUGGACUGGACCCCUCUCUCCAAACCAAAAUGAUUCCAUAUUGAAUUCAAUCCCCAAUCCCACCUAUUAUAUCAUAUCCAUGUCAGCUGCGCUUGCUUCCGAAUCCAGGCCUCUUCCCAUUCCUCGUUAUUGGUUCUGCUUCCGCGUUUUCCCAAUUACCAGAAGGUUUUAGGGUUUUCGUCGGGACGGUGAAAAGAGGGUUUCAUGGCGUCGAAGAGGAUUUUGAAGGAACUCAAGGAUUUGCAGAAGGAUCCUCCGACUUCUUGCAGUGCAGGUCCUGUUGGUGAAGAUAUGUUUCAUUGGCAAGCCACGAUCAUGGGGCCUUCGGACAGCCCUUAUGCUGGUGGUGUUUUUCUGGUUUCAAUUCAUUUCCCUCCUGAUUAUCCUUUUAAGCCUCCAAAGGUUGCUUUUAAGACAAAGCUGUUUCACCCAAACAUCAAUAGCAAUGGAAGCAUUUGCCUUGAUAUUCUGAAAGAACAGUGGAGUCCAGCAUUGACUAUUUCCAAGGUUCUUUUGUCAAUCUGCUCGCUACUGACAGAUCCUAAUCCAGAUGAUCCUCUCGUGCCAGAAAUUGCUCACAUGUACAAGACUGAUAGGCCCAGGUACGAGUCCACUGCACGUAGCUGGACACAGAAGUAUGCCAUGGGAUGAUACUCUUGUCAAUGCCUGGGAAAAACUUAAACCAGUCUUAUGUUUUUCAUCUAUGGUUGGAUAAUAAAUAAAGUAUUUUGGUGUGGUACUUUUGUGUAGCCUGCAAACCUUGGAUUGAAGUUGGAAUUGUGCUUAUGCUUUUGGUAUGUGAAUAUGAACUUAGAAGUUUGUCUGGAAUGAAGAAUUUGUGUGUUUUUGUGGUAA
Molecule: messenger RNA, 873 nt
Organism: Andrographis paniculata
Lineage: Eukaryota; Viridiplantae; Streptophyta; Magnoliopsida; Lamiales; Acanthaceae
Product: ubiquitin-conjugating enzyme E2 5B-like
Exons: 5
Coding region: 223-669 (148 amino acids)
Biological process (GO): protein polyubiquitination
Cellular component (GO): nucleus
Molecular function (GO): ubiquitin conjugating enzyme activity
Source: RefSeq, a predicted model, not a curated record